AUGGUCUCCUUGGUGCCCCUUCAUGCUGUAAUCACUCUCCAUAUGGUUUUGGGAACGCUGUCCCAAUAUCUUCAAGGUCCUGGUUUCCAGAACCCAUCCAUGCAAUCUAUGCGGGCGAACAUUCCAGGGCCUUUGGUAUUAAAUUCUGCCAUGCAAAUGCCCAUUGGUUACCCACAGCAACGGUUGCCUGUGGUCAUGAUGCCUUACCAUUCGAAAGCCGCAGACAAAAAGUAUCUGAAGCACAAAAAACGUCGCCCAAAGAAGUAUUAUAGGGAAUCGGAAUCGACCAGUUCCAGUGACAGCGAUGAAAGCUGCUCAUCCAGCAACGAAUACCUGAGGCCGAGGCGAAGAUCCGGCCACAAGAGGAAACGUCAAGUACUUACACCAGUUAUAUCGUAUGUUACAAGGAACGGCAGAGUUGUGUAUCAGAAGAAGAUCAAGAAAGACAACGCUGGUGAUUGGCUCGAUAUUGGAAAGAAGAAGAUUCCCUCUAGACUGGUGGAGGAAAUGAGAGAUCAAGAAAGUGGUGAGAUGACCAUUAGAGAUUUAAAACAUAAAUAUGGACUAAAAUCUGCACAUAACCAUGAUCAUAAAUAA
Molecule: messenger RNA, 597 nt
Organism: Danaus chrysippus (African queen)
Lineage: Eukaryota; Metazoa; Arthropoda; Insecta; Lepidoptera; Nymphalidae
Source: the annotation of a GenBank genome assembly